GCCAGCUGAUGCUCCUCAGUGGCUCAACAACCAGGGCGAUGGUUGGUUAUCUCGCUCUUCUCUCCUCACAGUGACACGCUGCGUCUUCAUUCUGUAUAUUUCGUGUGAAAUUUCUUCGACUUUAUAGAAAGAUGAAUGCGCCGGUGAGGUAUUCUAGAGCCAUCAGUGAUAAUAGAGUUGCUUUGCAGAACUUCCCAAAAUGCGCUGAAUAGGCCCUGUCAAAUUGUGAUUUUCCACCAAUUGCCAAGAAAAGUGAUCAACUUCAGCUAAAUUUUAUGUGCCAAAGGCCACGUGUUGUAGUAAAAUAUACGGACUUUGUGUGGCUAAUAAAAACCACUGUUAAUAGCAUAGCAAGUUUCCUGUACCUGGGGUGGAACUGUUUACACCCAAUAACGUCAAAAUUAAUUAAAAAAAAAAAAUUCGAAUCCGGUGGUAGUUAUGCUGAAGCCUUGAAAGGUCAAAACAGGCAUUUAUAUAAAUAUAUAAACCAGAUUCAUAGGUUUUUUGAUAAAUGAUUCAUCCGUAGCCUCGAAUUGAACAUCUUUUUCUCAAGUGUGAAGAUAAUCUUAUUAACCGGUUGGAAGGUAAUCUGAUAAACCGGUUGGAAGAUGGAGAGCGUUGUGAACGGUGAUGGUGGAGGGGAGUGUGACCUCAAGCUAAAGCUGACCAGCUCUGACACCACCUCUACACUGGUCUCCCCCACCACACCCCCGUCUGAGCCACACUACCCACUUAUGGAAGCCACAUCUGCUGUCUCCUACACCACUGGAGACACGAUACCGUCGGGGGCGGUGCGAGUGUACAAGAUCCGCUGGGUGAUCCUCUUUCUUUUCGUGUUAUACUCCAUGUCGAACGCCUUCCAGUGGAUCCAGUACUCCAUCAUCAACAACAUCAUCGUGCGCUACUAUGGAGUGAAGCCUACUAUGGUGGACUGGCUCUCCAUGAUCUACAUGGUCACAUACAUCCCUCUCAUCUUCCCAGCAUCGUGGUACCUGGAGAAGAAGGGUUUGCGCAUGGCUGUGUUGAUCGGGUCAUGUGGAACAAUGAUUGGGUCGUGGGUGAAGGUGGGCUCAGUGUCCACUGACAGGUUCUGGGUGACCUUCCUGGGUCAGUGUAUCACAGCUGUGUCACAGAUCUUCAUCCUGGGCAUCCCCCCGAGGCUGGCCGCCGUCUGGUUCGGCCACGACCAGGUAUCAACGGCAUGUGCCAUCGGCGUCUUCGGUAACCAGCUGGGAGUAGCACUGGGGUUCCUGCUGCCACCAGCCAUCGUGCCAGACGUUGAUGACAUGGAUGUAAUUGGAUACUGGCUCUCCGUCAUGUUCUAUGGUAUCGCUGGGCUCACCACUGCUCUCUUCGUUGCCAUCAUUUUCAUAUUCAAAGAGAAACCCCCUACUCCUCCAAGCACAGCUGCUCUCAUUCAAGAAGAGGCAGGAUCCUACUUUCAAGGUGUUCUCAGGUUGAUGAAAAACCCCGGCUAUAUUUUAUUACUGCUUUCAUACGGGAUGAAUGUGGGUGCCUUCUAUGCCAUCUCCACGCUGCUCAACCAGGUCGUCCUUGUACACUUCCCAGGCGAGACAGAGAAUGCUGGGCGAAUUGGAUUGCUGAUAGUUUUGGCUGGAAUGCUGGGAUCUAUUGUGUGUGGCUUUGUCCUCGAUAAGACUGCUAAGUUCAAGCUUGUGACACUUCUGGUAUACAUCAUGUCAAUGGUGUUCAUGCUUGGCUACACCUUCGUAUUUCACCUGGAAACCUUGUGGAUGGUAUUCGUUAUGGCUGGACUAUUAGGGUUCUUCAUGACUGGUUAUCUGCCAGUUGGCUUCGAGUUUGCUGCAGAAUUGACUUACCCUGAAGCCGAGGGUACUAGCUCUGGUCUGCUCAAUGCCUCAGCCCAGUUCUUUGGUAUAUUUUGUACCAUGGCAGAUGGUCAGCUUCUCGACAGUUAUGGUGAUAUGGCAGCAAAUUUGCUUCUGGUAGCAGUGUUAUUUGUGGGGACCAUCAUGACUGCUUCCAUUCGAGAGGAUCUACGGAGGCAAGCAGCCCACAAGACAGCUAUUCAUAUAGAUAACAAUGGUCCACAAGUCUGAACAUGUGGUAUAUCCAACUAUCAGUUUAAUGUCAACAGUAUUAGUUUAUAUUUAUAAAGAAGACAUGUGCAGUGCAUGGGAAACUUUUAUUUAGGACACUUUUUGCUUAUAAGGGAAACAUGUGAUGCUCCUUGCAGAAAGUUUAUUUUGAGUUUAUGAGAAUAACCCCAGUGCAUUCCUUGAGACAGGAAUGCAUGGUGGGUGAGAAGGGGUGACAAAGUUGAAUUAAUGUGGUGUGGAUCUGGGUAUAACCAUCUGAAGUCAUUCUGUCAGUAUGCUCCUAAGACUGUUAGCUUUGAGAAGAUCAGGGAAAUCAGUAUAAUAUUCUCAUAACAUGUGCUUUAUCAGACAAAUUUAUAUCAUAAGGAAGACACAUGUGCACAUGGGACUUUUAUGUAGAUGCUUUGUGUAUACCUGAAUAAACUUACUUACUAAGUUAAUUCUACAGAAUUAUCCCAUCAGGUGACCUGACAUACUGUAUAUACGUACUACACCCGACUUAACUACACGUGCGUAUAAUAUUUGCCAGGACAGUGUCCUGGCAUGGGCUUUAAUCUUUAUAUGACCCAUAGCUAAACUACACCUGAUCUUCAUUCAACUGUGGUUCGUAAGUCGGUUUACAUGCAGCCAGCAGUAACAGCCUGGUUGAUCAGGCCCUGAUCCACCAUGAGGCCUGGCCACGGACUGGGCUGCAGGGGCAUUGAUCCCCUAAACCCUCUCCAGGUAUAUUCCAAGUAACUAUAUAUUCUGUGAUUAUGUCCAGUACUCUUUGUUGGACUGAAGAUACCUCGGGUGUGCAGUGCAUCUAAAUGAAGGUUCUCCAUAUGUUGCACAUGUGUCUUCUUUAUAUUUUUUUUGGUACUAGAUACCUUGUGUGACAGUAUCAUGUUUUAGUGGUAACAUUAAGCAAAUCUAAAAUAGAUCAUGUACCAGUUUAUGCAUGCAGAAUAAAUCUGACUAUUUAUGUAAAUUUUGAAUAAAUAUAUAAACAAGUUGUGUAAUGCUUAAAACGAGUGCAAAUAUAAAACAUAUGACUGGGCAGCUAUUUUUGUAAAAUCUUAACAUUUGUCCACAUUUUAUAUUGUUCUUAUCAGCUACACAACAUUUAAUGUCUAUUAUUUUAUCUUGUUAGUAAACCUCAGAUCCAGCAAGUACAGUAAUUUAUUCCACAGUUACACAGUCAUUUUUAAAUAAUAUUGCAAGGAAAAAAUUCUUUUGUAAAUGGAAACAAAGUUUACUAAUGAGGAAUAAAUUUUAAAUAAUCAUUAAAAAAUUGUCAAAUCGUAUCUGGUCUUCAGAAUUUUUAAGAAAAAUAAUAACCUACUGACCAGAUGUAAAAGUUUUUUGUUUCUUUUGAGGCUUUUCCUGUGAAUUUAAAAUAGCUAGUUACCAAAAAUAUGAAGAUACCAGUACAUCAAAUAUCAUUGUUGUAAAAUAGCUGAGUUUCUAGAGCAUCUCCAAUUAGCCAAGUAUGUUUGUAUAUACUAUAGUACCUUUUACUUUACAAUGUAUAAUAAUGAAGUUAUACAGAAACAUGAAGUUGUUGUUAUUAACUAUUGGUGACAAUAUUAUAUGCUCUCUGACUAAUUAAGCCACAGAGCUUGCCUGACUCUGGACUUCCAAUUGUACCAAAAGAUGGUGAUAUGAAAAUGUGCAUUAUAACUUCUUGAUUUUCUAUUUCCCGAGAGAUGGGGGUCUCCAUCCAUGUAGAGAAUGUUUUUACUUCUUCAUCUGGUGAUAUUAGUACUAAAAUGUCAGGUUUUUAAUAGAAUUUAAUGUUUGUGGUAGAGUACCUACUUAGGUUCCUUGCAUAUGUUACAAAAAUAGAUAAUUACAGUGAUACUUUUCAUAUCCGAACUAUAUGGGCUGAGACCGAUUCGGAAACAUGGAGUUUUUGGAUGUGUGGGGGAAAAAUGGGCAUCUGUGCCAUCAUAUCGCUAUCAGCGAUGGCGUUGUAGGUUUAAAAAACAAGUCCAACGUCAUCUGGCGGUGGGACCACACACUCUGGGCUCGAAUAACGGCCUCCCAGAUUUCACGGACCACAGGACCAUAACUUUUCAAAUGGACUGUGGACAGUUGAUGCUCCCAGUACUCCAAAAGUGUUUUGACACUUACCCUUGCUACUGAAGUUUUUGGUCUUGGAAGCAUUGGGUCAUUGUCAUUGUCAUCGUCACGUUUGGAAUGUUCCAGGUGCAACACUGAUUCUGCAGUCUCUGCAUCCGUCAGAGAUUGCACACCAGGGUCAUCUUUGCCACACUAGUCAGUCCUGCACAUUGUCUUCUGUAGUAUUUUUCCCAGCCUCCCACCAGUCUGCAUCCACAUGUGACAAUAUUUCCCUCAUUUUUUUCUAGAGUAAGCACAUUCCUGGCCCUCUUUGGUGUCAUACACAAGAUACCUUGGACAAAACACAGCUGUAAUAAUCCUAAAAAGAAGGCAAAGAGCACGGUCCUAGUGGCCAACCUGUACACUAAAGUGCACCCCAAGUUUGAGUCAGCCUUUUGCUAUAUCUGAAUGGCUGUUUGGAUGUUCCAGUAAUAAUUUUAGAAUUUUGCCCUUUCCCAGGGCCUAUUCGGAUAUUGGCGAGGUUCGGAUAAUGGCAGGCUGAAUAUGUGAGGUGUCACUGUACUUAUAUAGUACUGUAGCCAUAAGCAAGAGAAAAUCAUAUAGAGGGGAUAAAGGUAUAUGAUAAGAGUUGUGUAUAGAUGGUAGCACAGAUGAAAGAGUACCAGCAUGUCUUGAUGAAAGUGAAUGGCAUCAGACAUGGUGACAAUAAUAGAAAAAAAAAAAAAGAUCAAGUGAGGGGAAACUUGUACUACAUGAGGAAGUAUUCUAGUAAGCUCAAGUUAAGUAUUUUAUUGGAAUGAUUUUCUGGAUAGUUUGCCUAGGUGCUUUGCUUAUAAAUCGAUAAAGAUUUUACUUUGGGUGACUGUAUCAAGGAAUGCAUUUUUCGUGAAUGCAUUUUUGCGAACACUGACUUCUGCUCAGGUUGUGAUGGGAAAUUUAAUUUAAAGCAUUUGAAAUCAUAGGUAUUAUAGUUUUGGUAUAUAAAAUGCAUCAAAACAUGAUAGUGGAUGUGCCAAUGUAUGAAUGAACACAAGUAUUAUUGAAUUGUUUCUUCUUUCUGUAUUUCUAACUUUAUGCUGAAAGGAAAAGUUGCUGUAAUAUGUUAACCAAUUACAUAUAAGUGAGGAGAACAUGUCACAUAUUCCUUUAUCUGUAGCAAAUGGAAGGGCAUGUAUUAGGAAGCACAAGAUAGGAAUGUGUCCUGGAAAAUUCCCAAGAUAACUUUAUUAUAUGGGAGAGGGCAAUAACAUGGAUAGGCAUAAAAAGACAACAUGCAGAGUAAGCUUUUAUUGAGACUGUUUCCUUCAGUGUUGAGUUUCAUGAACCCUGAGCAAAAUGUACAGAUACAUGUGCAUUAAAAUGCACAGGUGAAGUGUUGCACCAAUGAAGAACACCAUUUAUGUCACAUUUUGUUGUACCAAUGAAGAACACCAUUUAUGUCACAUUGUGUUGUACCAAUAUAGUCCCAAUAAAAGCCCAUACUGCAUAUUGUCUUCAUAACCAUACCUGUCAUCAUUAUGCCUCUGCAUCCUGGCAAUAAUAUCUUGAAUACAGUAAUGUUUCUGACAGUAAUGUUUGUUUAAAUUACUGACUUUACUGUAUCUAGUUCUUGCCACUCUUGAGUCUGUGCAUCCUUCUGGCAGUUGUUCAUUAAAUACUCGCUCUCUUAAAUUACUGUGUAAUUGUAUUGUUAUAAGUACAUAUUUUUUGUUCAUAGCUCUUUUCACAAACAAGUGGAUGUAAAUAAGAGAUUUAUAUAAAAAUAUAUAGAUUAAUAUUCAUACAGUAUACAUUUCGAUUUACAUAGCAUAUGAAACAGACACACAGACUUUGAGAAUGUGUGAAUAUGUGUGGUGAUAUAUGUGAUUAUAAUUACAUGGACCAGUAUUGUCUUCCAUAUAACAAUUUGGAUAAGGAGCUCAGCAGUUGUAUACAUUUUUGCAUGUGUGUAUAAGUUGAUGUAAAAUGAAUGUGGCUUAAUUUCCUAUAAAACAUUCCAGAAGGGAGCUUCAUUGUACUCUUUUAUUAUUAAAAGAAGUUGUCUUUUGACAUUGUUCCCUUGUAUGUCUGUACUCAUUAAAACUAUAGAUUACGUAUAUAUACUUAUGGAAAACAUUAUCUUUCCUUACCUUGCCAAUGGAAAUUAAUUUGACCUGUUGUAACUUACAUUCUUCAGUUAUCUUAGAAAAUGAAUAAUAUGCAUUCUUAAGAAUCACUUCAUAGAGAAGCAAGAAAAUGAGUCAUUUCCUAAGAUGGUCCUGUGUAUUAUAAAUAUGAUGCAUCAAAUAUUUAAUAGUCAUGGGAGUGGCCCUCUUGCUGUAAUUAACCCACGAAGACUGUGAAAAUAGCUUUUCUUACAUAAAUUAAGUUUCAGAUACAGCUUCAGGUAUAUUAUUUGGAAUAUUGAGUCAUAAAUCCAGACUGAUCUAAGAUCUUUGAGUCAUGAAUCCAGACUAAGUUCUUUAGUCAUAAAUCUAGACUGAACUAAGAUCUUGCAUCAUGAAUCUAGACUGAUCUAAGAUCCUGAAUCAUGAAUCUAGACUGAUCUAAGAUCCUGUAUCAUGAAUCUAGACUAAGGUCCUGAGUCAUGAAUGUUCAACUUUUGUAUCUUAGAAUGUAUAGUAAUAUAUUCAAGGGGGAGCACUUAACUUGUAAGGAUUAGACAGCACCUGCUGAAUGAGAGGUAAUCAGGUUUGAGCCAAGGAAAGGGAUAAUAGCUCCAAUCCUUUGAAUCAAGAACCCUUCAUUAGCCCUCUCCUUGAAGGAGUCUUGAUUGUAGUGUCACGUUGACUCGAGUUAAGUAUAAUAAUAUAAGUCUUCAAGUCAUAAAUGUAAAAUACAUUUUAUUUCAGCAUUGUAGUCAUGAAUAGAUUUUUAUUUUUUUGUUUUCUUAUAUCGAGUGCAUGUAGUAAUUGUAAGUGAUAUCUUGUAUUUAUUUUUUAUAUUAAUGGUAUGCAAUACCAAAAAGUAGAUGAAUCAGAUACACAUGCAAUACAUACUUUGGUAUGCAAAACAACCACUCUGAAAGAAUAGAGAAAUUUCAAGCGCUUUCGUGACUACUCACAUAGUUCCUUGAUAAUGUGAGUAGUCACGAAAGCGCUUGGAAUUUCUCUAUUCUUUCAGAGUGGUUGUUUUGCAUAUUCUGAAAUCACCUGUUUACUGUGAUCUUAUUGCAUACUUUGGUAUGUUUAUUGUUGAAAUGUUUUCCCUGCACAGCAAGCUUCAGUCAGCAGAAGAGGUGACUAAUACACUGUAGACAGUUGAAGCAGUGAUUUUCAGAAGUUCAGUUGCCUGCUGUGUAUGUGAAAGAUUUCAAAAAUAAAGAUGCUUGAAGUGUUGUGUGUGUGUCUUAUUCAGGUAUCUGUUAUCCUUUAUGCUGUGCUGAACCUGUUUAUAUCUUGUCUGAUUACUAUAAAUUCUGCAUUGCAGUAUUUAACAUAUUUUUGUUCAACAGGUAUUUUCUGUGAAGUCAUAUGACACACUGCAUUCUUUAACAUUUGAAAUAAAGAUUGAACUUUUAUGUACAAUUGUGGUUCAUAUGUAAAAAAUAUGAAAGUUCUGUUUGUUAACUUUGAAUUUUCUGACCUCAUUUCAAGUUUAUAUAUGAUUAUAUGCACAGAUUUGUUAUUGUACAAAAUAAAAAUAUUAGUUCUCAU
Molecule: messenger RNA, 7801 nt
Organism: Cherax quadricarinatus
Lineage: Eukaryota; Metazoa; Arthropoda; Malacostraca; Decapoda; Parastacidae
Gene: HisT
Product: Histamine transporter
Biological process (GO): heme export; transmembrane transport
Cellular component (GO): membrane
Molecular function (GO): heme transmembrane transporter activity; heme binding
Source: RefSeq, a predicted model, not a curated record